AUGUUGAUAAACCAACUUUUUUCAGUUUUCCAAAAGAUUCUGCAUAAUGUGAUAUUUGGAUGUAAUUCUGAACAUUGGAUGACAUCAGGUAAAGAAACUCUGAUUAAAAGCCAUGAAUUAUGUUCCAAACAUUUCACAAAAUGGAUUACAAAAAAUCCAAAACCAAAUAGACUUGCCAGAUGCAAUUCCGCGCAUAUGUCUAAUUCUCAAUAUUCAACACUUGAGUCGUAUAUAAAGUGUCAAUUGAAACCGUUUCUUCAGGUGCUCAUACUCCAAAUUCUUUAUCUGCUGGAUAUCUCCACAAAAUCGUUCAUUGCAAAAAAACUUUGA
Messenger RNA from Macrosiphum euphorbiae (potato aphid), 330 nucleotides. Lineage: Eukaryota; Metazoa; Arthropoda; Insecta; Hemiptera; Aphididae. The record is from the annotation of a GenBank genome assembly.